GCUUUGCUUUGCUUUGCUUUGCCUUCCACCACCAGGACCAUGUCCACUACAUUUUCGAGCCGCAGCCUGACUUUCUCUGGCAGUGUGCGCGGACCCAGAUCGGGGAGUGCACUGAGCAUAGCCAGGCCUCAAACAGUCUCAAAUAUCUAUGGGGUCAUGACUAACCUUCCACCCUCAGUCAAAGAUGCCAUGGCACAGAGAUAUGGGCCAGAGACCGACAUCCUCGACGUCAACCAAAAAGGCACCAUGCAGAAUUUGAACGAUCGCCUUGCUGCAUACCUAGGAAGGGUACACUCUUUGGAGGAAUCUAAUGCACAACUGGAGCAGAACAUCCGGGAAUACUAUGCAAAGCGGGCAUCAGCUAGUGGCCCGGAUCUGAGUGGUUAUUUCAACACCCUUUCCGAGCUGAAGGCUAAGAUUGAACAGGAGACCUUGAAUAAUGCUGGGCUGCUUUUAAGAAUUGAUAAUGCCAAACUUGCUGCUGAUGAUUUCAAAGUGAAAUUGGAAUCUGAGGUAGCCAUGCGUUUGUCCCUGGAGGGGGACAUCAAUGGACUACGAAAAGUUUUGGAUGAUGUAAACGCAAGCCGGGCUAGCUUGCAGGUCCAGGUGGACAAUCUACAAGAGGAACUGGCCUUCCUUAAGAGAAACCAUGAGGAGGAAGUGGCGUCUCUCCAGGGACGACUUGGGGGUACUGUCAAUGUGGAAGUGGAUUCCAUGCCAGGUGUGGAUCUGCAGAAGGUUCUGGCUGAGAUCCGUGACCAGUAUGAGGAGGUUAUGGAGAAGAACCGCCAGGAAGCUGAGGCACUGCACAAAGCCCAGUGUGAUGCAAUCAACCAGCGGGUUGCUGACAGCAGUGAAGCCCUCCAGGCUGCACAACUGAAGAUCACAGAGCUGAAACGGUUGGCUCAGGCCUUGGAGAUUGAGCUACAGUCUCUCCGGAGCACGAAAAUAGCCCUGGAGGGUACCCUGGUGGAGACUGAAUCCCGCUAUGGGAUGGAGCUGUCACGGUUGCGUGAACUGAUCUCUGCCAAGGAGUCAGAGCUGUUUGAGCUGAGGUCUGAGGCCCAGCGCCAAGCUGAAGAUUACAAGCGGCUGAUGGAUAUCAAAAACAAACUGGAGCAGGAGAUUGCCACUUACCGGCGCCUUCUGGAAGGGCUGGAGACUGAACCACCAUCUCCCCCAGGGCACACCACAAGUCGCCGGGUGAAGACUCUAAUUGAAGAUCUGGUUGAUGGCCAGGUGGUGUCCUCUCGUGUGGAGGAGGUGGAGCAACCACUCUAAAUGAUGUUGAUACGGCAUCCAUAU
Molecule: messenger RNA, 1305 nt
Organism: Anolis sagrei ordinatus
Lineage: Eukaryota; Metazoa; Chordata; Lepidosauria; Squamata; Anolidae
Product: keratin, type I cytoskeletal 17-like
Biological process (GO): intermediate filament organization; epithelial cell differentiation
Cellular component (GO): cytoskeleton
Molecular function (GO): structural molecule activity
Source: RefSeq, a predicted model, not a curated record